CUUGAUUCCUUGUUGCUGAUAGUUUUUAGAGUUUAAAAUAGAACAAUAUAUAACAAAGAAAAACAAGCAACAAAAACAAAGAAAAGUUACUUUAGAUGAUAAAGAAAUGAAAUGCUGAAAAAUAUCAAUUUUAAAUUUGUUCGCUUCUGUUCAAGUAAGUUUGACAUAAAAGAAAUUCUUAAAAAUGUCACUAAAGAUAAAUUUUCAAUCCGAAUGGUGAAAAGCUCUGGACCUGGAGGACAACAUGUAAAUAAAACUAAUUCGAAAGUGGAACUUCGUUUUAAGAUUUCUGAUGCUACAUGGUUAUCUGAAGAUCUACGAACAAAAUUGAUUGCACAGAACAACGUUAAUAAAAAUGGAGAAAUAGUAGUAUCUUCAGACGUUGAUCGCUCCCAGCAUUAUAAUCUAGAAGAUGCUAUCAAUAAAAUAAAAAAGAAGAUUAUUAAGGCUUCGUUUGUUCCAGAAGGUCCGACGGAAGAAACUAAAGAUCGUGUAAAUAGUUAUAAGAUAAAGGAAAACGAAAGUCGUAUCCAAAAUAAAAAAAUCCAUUCUAUGAAAAAAUUUGAAAGGAAAGAUGUCGAAUGAUAAAUAACAAAAGGCAAUUUUUGUUUCAUGUUUUUUUAUAGAUUCAGGUAUUUUUCGUCUCACCUUAUAAAACCUUGUUUGCUUAACAACAAUAGCCUUUUAAUUCAAUGUAUUUUCUUAAAGAUUGCUUUGUUUGCGAAUCAAAUAAAAGUUGUUGUAAAUUAAUUAAUGUUAAAAAGAUAUUUUUCAA
Hydra vulgaris (swiftwater hydra) is the source of this 775-nucleotide messenger RNA. Its product is annotated as large ribosomal subunit protein mL62. Gene Ontology annotation, biological process: mitochondrial translational termination. The record is from RefSeq and is a predicted model, not a curated record. Gene Ontology annotation, molecular function: peptidyl-tRNA hydrolase activity; translation release factor activity, codon nonspecific. Gene Ontology annotation, cellular component: mitochondrial large ribosomal subunit. Lineage: Eukaryota; Metazoa; Cnidaria; Hydrozoa; Anthoathecata; Hydridae.